Molecule: messenger RNA, 1863 nt
Organism: Rhineura floridana
Lineage: Eukaryota; Metazoa; Chordata; Lepidosauria; Squamata; Rhineuridae
Product: alcohol dehydrogenase 1B
Exons: 9
Coding region: 126-1265 (379 amino acids)
Biological process (GO): retinoic acid metabolic process; retinol metabolic process
Cellular component (GO): cytosol
Molecular function (GO): zinc ion binding; all-trans-retinol dehydrogenase (NAD+) activity
Source: RefSeq, a predicted model, not a curated record
AAGUUUAGUUGGAAGACAAGCCAUAUAGUUGCAGCAGCAACAGCAGCUUUCAAGGAGAACCUUUGUACCUUCAGGAGGACAGACUAGAAGAUUUGAAACGACAAAGGGGAAGCAGAUAUAUUAAAAUGGCCAGCAUCAUGAGCACUGCAGGGAAAGUCAUUAAAUGCAAAGCUGCCAUUGUCUGGGAACCUAAGAAACCAUUUUCUAUUGUGGAAAUAGAAGUAGCCCCACCAAAGGCACAUGAAGUUCGCAUUAAGGUUUUGGCUUCUGGAGUCUGUCGCUCAGAUGACCAUGUGUUGAGUGGCGCAUUAAAGGUGAAUUUCCCCGUUAUUCUUGGUCAUGAGGCAGCUGGCAUUGUGGAGAGUGUUGGAGAAGGAGUUACCUGUGUAAGACCAGGUGAUAAAGUCAUCCCGCUCUUUGUCCCACAGUGUGGAGUCUGUAGCAGUUGCAAACAUCCCAGAGGCAACCUGUGCAAAGAGAACGAACUUGGCUUUACAGGAUUACUGAAUGAUGGCACCACCAGGUUCACUUACAAAGGGAAUCAGGUUCACAAUUUUGCCAACACCGGCACCUUCACAGAAUACACUGUGGUGCAUGAGAAUUCAGUGGUCAAAAUUGAUGCUGCAGCUCCUCCAGAAAAGGUGUGUCUGAUUGGCUGUGGAUUUUCUACUGGCUACGGUGCUGCCAUCAAUUCUGCAAAGGUGGAGCCUGGUUCUACCUGUGCCAUUUUUGGUCUGGGAGGAGUCGGUCUGUCAGCGGUCAUGGGCUGUAAAGCGGCUGGAGCUUCCCGAAUCAUUGGCGUCGACAUCAAUAAGGAUAAAUUUCCCAAGGCUAAAGAGAUGGGAGCCACUGAGUGUGUCAACCCUCUGGAUUUUAAGAAGCCCAUCAAUGAAGUGCUGUUUGACAUGACUGAUGGUGAAGGUGUAGACUAUUCAUUUGAAGUGAUUGGGCGCACAGACACCAUGACUGCUGCCUUGGCUUCCUGUCACAACAACUAUGGGACCAGCGUGAUUGUCGGAGUGGCCCCUUCAGCAUCUGAGAUUACCUUCUCCCCGGCACUGAUCUUCACUGGCCGCACUUGGAAAGGAUCUAUAUUCGGAGGUUGGAAAAGCAAAGACUCUGUCCCUAGGCUGGUUUCAGAUUUCAUGGGGGGAAAGUUUGCUCUAGAUCCAUUAAUUACCCACACUUUGCCUUUUGAUAAAAUCAAUGAAGGCUUUGAACUGCUCCGGUCAGGAAAAAGUAUUCGCAGUGUCCUGGUAUUUUAAGGUCCAUGGUGGUGAGGACAGUGGCCUUUGCAAGCUGAGUUUCAUCAGAUCAACAGAUUACACAUUGCCUAACAGGACAUCUGUGGAAAUGAUUGGAUUCUGCUGUGUUGCCAGUAACAAAGCUACUUUAUCAACUCAUGGGUUGAUCCCAAGGCAACAAUGUUUUUCUUCUACAUGGAACAGAAGAAAAUUACUAUAAAUACAAGAUGUCCUUUGCGUUGUGGUUCAAGCUUUCAGUAGUGAUGGAUAUCCUGUUCAAUGAAGCAAAAACACAAAUAGCAAUAAUCAUGUAUUUCAAAAGUGAAACAUUGGCCAGUUUAGGCAGCUGCCCUAAUGCAGUGGGACUUAUCUGACAGUACACAGGCAUAGGACUGAUAAGUUAAUCACUAUGCUGAAAUCUGUCUACAGAAAUAAAUGUGGUGUCUUUUUACAUUGUUAAUUAAGAUAAGGUAUUCAGCUUUCUCAGCGAUGCACAAGUGAUAAAGAUUUCCUGAAUACUUAUUUUAAAACAUGCUAUAAUUCUGGGAUUUGGCUUUGUAUAUAUUGAUAUGAAAUGUUGGCAAUGGUUAAAAAUAAAGCUUUCGCUGUUUAAAUUUCA